Naegleria fowleri is the source of this 330-nucleotide messenger RNA. RefSeq lists its product as uncharacterized. The coding region runs from base 1 to 330 and encodes 109 amino acids. The record is from RefSeq and is a predicted model, not a curated record. The transcript has a single exon. NCBI's taxonomy places the organism in Eukaryota, Heterolobosea, Eutetramitea, Acrasida, Naegleriidae.
AUGAUUUCUCAACAAAUUCUUGAAAAUGUUUCUAAGGAAAUGAAAGCUGUAGAGAAAGCAAAAGAAAUUAUUCAAAAAGCACAUAAACAUCAAGAAAUUCAUGAAGAGGAAAGAAGGAAAAAGUUAGAACAAGCCAAAGAAAAAGAAAAGGAAGAAUCGAGACGAAGAGAAUAUGAACGAUAUCGACAAUCGGUGGAAGGAAUUGGUGGUGUGGAACCCAUGUCCUUUGAAGAAUUUAUCACAAAGAAUCAAGAGGAAAGUGCCAUGAACUUAGUUUUGCCUCAACAGUUAGGACCUCUUGAAGAAAUUGAUUCAUUCUUUGAUUUGUAA